This is a messenger RNA of Vespa mandarinia (Asian giant hornet), 1877 nucleotides long. RefSeq names its product putative GTP-binding protein 6. The record is from RefSeq and is a predicted model, not a curated record. Gene Ontology annotation, molecular function: ribosome binding; GTP binding. Gene Ontology annotation, cellular component: cytoplasm. NCBI's taxonomy places the organism in Eukaryota, Metazoa, Arthropoda, Insecta, Hymenoptera, Vespidae.
AUAUUAUGGAAAUACAUCAUAGUUACAUUGUAAAGAGAUAUGCAUAGAAAGGUGGUAAAUCAAAACAAUGAAAACAAUUAAACUGUUAGUAAACAAGUAUUAUUCUACUUUUGAGUACAUCUUGAACAUUAGAAAAACUCGAAUAUGAAUGAAUUGACACUUCACAUGAGUGAUACUUAUUAAUUAAUUCUUAGUAACUAUGAAAAAGAGGUUAUGUUGUGUUUCGUACAACUUUAAACGUUAUUUAUAUCAUUAAUAUUAUUUUCUACAUAUUGUUUUUUGUUGAAUUAAUUUCUUUUUAUUUCCAAGUCUGAUCAAUUCAAUGCAGUUUUAUACAUGUAAACAAAUAUAAAUUCUUCUACAUAUUUUUUUCUAAAAGAUUAAAAAAAAAAAAAAAGAAAAAAAAAAUCAAAAUGUACACUUUAAGAUCUCUCUUUCAUGUUCGAUUAAAUAAAACUUUGUUGAACAAAAGCAUGUAUUUAAUGCAUAAAAAAAUAGACUCAGCAAUAUGUAAUGUUUUAUGUAAAUUCAAACAUACUACAGAAGUAUUAGAAUUUAUUGAAACCGAAGAAGAGCAUGAAUUAUACAAAGAAAUUUCUAAUCAGUAUCUUGGAGUAAUAGCUGGAGGGCAUAAAGUUUUUUUAUUGCAACCAUAUAUAAAAUGGGGUAAAGAUAAGAAAAAGAAUACUACACCAGAAUUGCAAAUGGCUGAAUCAGUAGCACUCGUAGAGAGUUUACCAUAUUGGACUGUAAUAGAUAAAACAUUUGCUCCAUUAUUGUCAUUUCAAAAAAAAUAUUUAUUGGGUUCAGGUGGACUUGAUAAUCUUGUGAAACAAAUUAAAAAAAACAAAGAAAUUACAGCUAUAUUUAUUAGCAUAAAUUUAUUAAAACAUAUACAAAGAAUGGAACUUCAAAAUGUUUUAGGUUUGCCUAUUUAUGAUCGAUAUUCAAUAAUCAUACAUAUAUUUCGUGAACAUGCUAAAACUCCUGAAGCACAAUUACAGGUAGCUUUGGCUGAAUUGCCAUAUAUUUGGAAGAAAAUGGGUGAAGUUUAUGAUCAACACAGUGGUCAAAUCAAUUUUGAUGAAAAUAGGAAAAAAUUGUUGAAAGCACGUGAAUCCAAGCUAAAAAAGGCAUUAGAGAAAUUGAAGGAAAAUAAAAAAGACAGUAGGAAUCGGAGAAAAAAAUUUGGUUUUCCAAGUAUAACUGUGAUUGGAUAUACAAAUGCUGGAAAAUCAUCUUUAAUAAAAAUAUUAUCAGAAGAUGAAAGCUUAAAACCAAGAAAUCAAUUGUUUGCCACAUUGGACACAAUUUCUUACGAAGGGUUACUUCCAUGUAGACAGAAGGUGUUAUAUAUGGAUACAAUAGGUUUUAUUCAAGAUGUACCAGAAAUGUUACUAGCACCAUUUAUAGUUACUCUUGAAGAUGCUAUAAUCUCUGAUGUUAUUGUACAUGUCUUUGAUAUUAGUCAUCCUGACAUGAAGGCACAAUUUCAACAUGUAGAAAAAAUAAUAAAACCUAUGUUAAAUGAAAACCAAUCAAUAAUAUAUGUGGCUAAUAAAUGUGAUCUUAUUGAUAAGGUUGACAUAGAUGAAAAUACAAUUGCUAUUUCCUGUAAAGAUUUAAGAGGCAUUGAUGAAUUAAAAUUAAAAUUAGAACAAGAAAUUUUCAAAGUAACAGGUAGGUCAGUGAAACGUAUUAGAGUAAAGUCUGGAAGUUUAGCAUCAUCGUGGUUAUACAAAUGGACAACGGUAUUAAAUUUAGAACCGGAUACUAAUGAUCCUCAAUAUAUGUUUAUCGAUGUUGUAGCUACUGAUUUAACAAUUAAUGAAUUUAAGCGAUUUUUGAAAGAAUAAAAUUCGAUUACGGUAAUGCAA